This is a messenger RNA of Dermatophagoides pteronyssinus (European house dust mite), 846 nucleotides long. RefSeq names its product Derlin 2 (gene Der-2). The record is from RefSeq and is a predicted model, not a curated record. NCBI's taxonomy places the organism in Eukaryota, Metazoa, Arthropoda, Arachnida, Sarcoptiformes, Pyroglyphidae.
AACAUCAAUUGAAAAUAACCAGGAAAACAAAAGACCCAAAAUGGCUGAAUUGCCAACAUUGUUACAGUUUUAUAUGUCGAUGCCGCCAGUAACCCGGGCCUAUACUACUGCCUGUGUACUGACAACGUUGGCCGUGCAAUUGGAACUAGUCUCACCAUUUCAGCUUUAUUUCAAUCCAAAUUUGAUAUUCCAAAAGUUUCAGAUUUGGCGUCUCUUAACGACAUUCCUAUUUCAUGGGCCACUUGGUUUCAGUUUUAUGUUCAACAUAAUAUUCACUUAUCGACAUUGUGCGAUGCUCGAAGAAGGUACUUUUCGUUCUCGGACCGCCGAUUUUUGUUAUAUGUUUUUGAUUGGUGCUUCGCUUAUGUGUAUAAUGGGAUUUUUCGUAAAUCUUCUUUUCUUGGGUCAUGCUUUUACAAUAAUGUUAGUCUACGUUUGGAGCCGUCAAAAUGAACAUGUUCUUAUGAGUUUCUUUGGCCUAUUUCAUUUUCAUGCUCCUUAUCUCCCAUGGGUACUAUUCGGUUUUUCAUUUAUUUUGGGUAAUUCAAUUCUUGUCGACCUAUUGGGUAUCGCUGUUGGUCAUAUCUAUUAUUAUCUGGAAACCAUAUGUCCACGACGAUUCGGUUUUCGGUUAUUGAAGACACCUUAUUUUUUAGAACGAUUGUUUCACAAUGAAGAAGAUGAAGCUGAUGCUGCAUAUGAUUAUGCUGAUCCGGUGGCUGCUGAUGAUCAAUGAACAUUGAAACAAGCAACCUAUUUUUUUUUAAUUGUCUCUGUAAUAAUUACCUGUAUCAUACCAGAUGGAAAAAUAUUUUGUGGCAAUUUUAAUAAAACCAUAUGCCUGAA